Molecule: messenger RNA, 2797 nt
Organism: Neopsephotus bourkii (Bourke's parrot)
Lineage: Eukaryota; Metazoa; Chordata; Aves; Psittaciformes; Psittacidae
Gene: IRF6
Product: interferon regulatory factor 6
Exons: 8
Coding region: 1303-2685 (460 amino acids)
Biological process (GO): immune system process; regulation of transcription by RNA polymerase II
Cellular component (GO): nucleus
Molecular function (GO): RNA polymerase II cis-regulatory region sequence-specific DNA binding; DNA-binding transcription factor activity, RNA polymerase II-specific; protein binding
Source: RefSeq, a predicted model, not a curated record
CCUCGGCUCCAGGAGCCUCUGGCAUUGGUGGACCUGCCAGAUCGAAGUUGAAGGCUGUAAGAGGCUGACUCACUGUCUGAGCCCAGCAAUGGGAUUCAAGUUGGUUUGGUCUCGGUUAUCGUGUCAACAAGUCAUUGGUGAUAAAAGGUCAUAAAGCAUUGUAGUGUGGUGUAUUGACAGACGCUGUCUGUGAGCAGAGGGACAAUUCCAGCCUCAUUCAGCAAUGCCAUUACACCCUCCACAGGACUGAAUGUAUUUUGUUUGAGAGGCUUUAUUUCCUGAUGUGUGGGUUUGAAUUCACUCCUGGUCUUGCAAAUGGGUAUGUAUAUGGUGUAUGUUAUUAGAAGCAGAGGGGACUGCUUGUAAAGUUAAGAGAUGAUGGAAACAAGCUUUAGUUUCCUUGUUACAAUGAGAAGUAAUUCUUCUUUUUCCAAUAUCUGGAUUUGGUCUCAAUUCUAAGUCCAGGAUUAACCUGGACUUUGUGUCUUUGCAAACAUACUACUGAAAGUUUAAUUCUGAUAGUGUUUUCCACCUGGGGAACUAAGACAGGAGAGUUUCAGAAGCACAGGAAUAACUUUGAUGACUGCUUUCUGAUCCUUUGCAGCUCCUAGGGAGCAAUCUGCUGACAUGCCCAGGUCCUUGAUGAAGCACGUGUUCAAACUCUUACUUAGAGAUGAUUUGCAGUUGAAUCUGAAUGUCUUCUUUACUUAACAGAGAAAAUAAGCUGUGUUCAGAUGAAUUUUCUAUAAACACUUGCAUCUGAAUGGGAUCUGCAGGUAUUUGAACAAAUAAAACCUGUUCCUAGACUAGUUCUUGGAUAGGAUGUUUUUCAUCUUCUCUUAUCUCUGCUACUAGACACAUUUUGCAACUCCUGCAGCAGUAUUCAGGGCUUAUGGCAAACGUUUUGCCUAUCCUGUAACUGCUGUAUUCAUGUGAUUUCUCACAUCUGUUUCAAGAUUUACAAAUGAAUAUGGGAAAUAGACCUUCAAAGCACACUUGUAGUGUAAAAACCCCCUUCCAAAACCUAAAGAUACCAAAUGCUGCCUCUUCUUGCAGAGGGAUAGUCAUUACUUCUGUUUGUUUGCCUUUGUCUCUGUUCUGCACAGGAAAAUGCUGUUGGUUGGCAGCAAAUGUAGCAGCAACACCAGGAUACUUGAACAACAGCUUUGAUAAGUUAAUUAAAGCAUUGCUUUUAGAAAAAAAACCCUAAACAUUAAGUCAACAUCACUUGAUUUCUAGCAGGAGUGUGGGCAGACUUGCAGUUCACGUCCUUCUGGAUAAACAUCCUGGUUACUGUAGACGAUGGCAUUACACCCGCGAAGAGUCCGCUUGAAGCCAUGGCUGGUGGCCCAGGUAGAUAGCGGGAUGUAUCCCGGCCUCAUCUGGCUAAACCGAGAGGCGAAGCGGUUUCAGAUCCCCUGGAAGCACGCAACUCGGCACAGCCCGCAGCACGAGGAGGAGAACACCAUCUUCAAGGCAUGGGCUGUGGAAACAGGAAAGUACCAGGAAGGAGUCGAUGAGCCCGACCCUGCGAAGUGGAAAGCCCAGCUCCGAUGUGCUCUUAACAAAAGCCGGGAAUUCAAUUUGAUGUACGAUGGCACCAAGGAGGUGCCCAUGAAUCCUAUUAAAAUUUAUGAAGUGUGCGAUAUCCCGCAAUCCCAGGGAUCAAUCAUUAAUCCAGGCUCCACUGGCUCAGCUCCGUGGGAUGAAAAGGAUAAUGAUCUUGAUGAUGAAGAGGAGGAGGAAUUGAAUCAAUCUCAGCAUGUCCCUAUUCAAGAGACAUUUCCAUUUCUUAAUAUCAAUGAUUCUCCAAUGGCUCCAGCCAGUGCAGAAAACUGCAGCCCUGAAGCUGUGUGGCCAAAGAAUGAACCUCUAGACAUGGAAAUGCCCCCAACAGCACUGCAGCAUGAUUUCUUCAGCAGCCCUGAGCUCUGGAUCAGCUCUCUACCAAUGACAGACCUAGAAAUCAAGUUUGAGUAUCGAGGGAAGGAGACCGGGCCGACGACGACUGUAAGCAACCCGCAGGGAUGCAGACUUUUCUAUGGAGAGCUGGGUCCUAUGCCAGACCAGGAAGAGCUCUUUGGGCCCAUUAGUUUGGAGCAAGUGAAGUUUCCAGGAACAGAGCAAAUCACCAAUGAAAGGCAGAAGAUCUUCACAAGUCGGUUGCUGGAUGUUAUGGACAGGGGACUGAUCCUGGAGGUCAGUGGCCAUGCCAUCUACGCUGUCCGGCUCUGCCAGUGCAAGGUGUACUGGUCUGGUCCCUGCGCACCUUCUUCCACCACACCAAAUUUGAUUGAGAGGCAAAAGAAAGUCAAACUCUUCUGCCUGGAAACGUUCCUAAGUGAGCUGAUUGCCCAUCAGAAGGGACAAAUCGAGAAGCAGCCACCAUAUGAGAUCUACUUCUGUUUUGGAGAAGAAUGGCCUGAUGGAAAACCCAGGGAGAGGAAGCUGAUUGUGGUUCAGGUCAUUCCCGUGGUGGCCCGGAUGAUCUAUGAGAUGUUCUCGGGUGACUUCACACGCUCCUUUGACAGCGGCAGCGUGCGCCUGCAGAUCUCCACCCCCGACAUCAAGGACAACAUCGUGGCCCAUCUGAAGCAGCUCUACCGCCUGCUGCAGAACCACCAGGAGGGGUGGCCCAUGCAGGCACCCGCCAUGCACAUGGCGCAGCCGCUGCCGGCGCAGUGAGCGGCGCUCGGCUCGGCCCCAGGUUUGCUUUAUGUUGUACAUACAGAAAAACUUAUUUCUUACCGAGUGCCUUGCCUAAAUCUGAAUAAAAUCAGUGUAAAUCUGGGCUCCU